CCGCGAGAGCAGCCGCGCAGAGUGGAAUUCUGUAGAACCCGAGGAGUGAAGAAUAGAUUUGCACUGCAGUACCGCUUAUCGUUUUAAAAAAGCUGCUAUUUUUUUUUUAUUUUUCCGGCUGAGCCAGGGGACCUGUUUUUUUUUUUUCUGUAGCUCAAGAUGGCGCAGAGGAGUGGGCAGGAGGACCCGGAGCGGUACCUGUUUGUGGACCGGGCAGUGGUGUACAACCCGGCCACGCAGGCCGACUGGACCGCCAAGAAGCUGGUGUGGAUCCCGUCGGAGCGGCAUGGCUUCGAGGCGGCCAGCAUCCGUGAGGAGCGCGGGGACGAGGUGGUGGUGGAGCUGGCGGAGAACGGCAAGAAGGCCAUGGUUAACAAGGACGACAUCCAGAAGAUGAACCCACCCAAGUUCAGCAAGGUGGAGGACAUGGCUGAGCUCACCUGCCUGAACGAGGCCUCUGUGCUGCACAACCUGAAGGACCGAUACUACUCUGGGCUCAUAUACACUUACUCUGGACUUUUCUGUGUGGUGAUAAAUCCCUACAAGAAUCUCCCAAUUUACUCGGAGAACAUCAUUGAAAUGUACAGGGGGAAGAAGCGACACGAGAUGCCACCCCACAUCUACGCUAUCUCUGAAUCAGCCUACAGGUGCAUGCUUCAAGAUCGUGAGGACCAAUCAAUUCUUUGCACAGGGGAAUCUGGUGCCGGAAAGACAGAGAACACCAAAAAAGUCAUUCAGUACCUGGCUCACGUUGCCUCCUCCCACAAAGGAAGAAAAGACCACAACAUUCCUCUCGAAUCUCCUAAACCAGUGAAACUACAGAGUGGAUCCCUGUUGUAUGGCGAAUUAGAACGCCAGCUGCUGCAAGCCAACCCCAUUCUGGAGUCCUUUGGAAACGGCAAGACUGUAAAAAAUGACAACUCUUCACGUUUUGGCAAGUUCAUCAGAAUCAACUUUGACGUCACUGGUUACAUAGUAGGGGCCAACAUUGAGACCUACCUGCUGGAGAAGUCCCGCGCCAUUCGCCAGGCUAAAGAUGAGAGAACCUUCCACAUCUUCUACCAGCUUCUCGCUGGGGCCGGUGAACACCUGAAAUCUGACCUGCUGCUGGAAGGGUUUAACAAUUACCGCUUCCUGUCCAAUGGAAACAUCCCCAUCCCGGGACAGCAGGACAAAGACAACUUCCAGGAGACCAUGGAUGCCAUGAACAUCAUGAGCUUCAACCACGACGAGAUCCUGGCUAUGCUGAAGGUGGUGUCUUCUGUACUGCAGUUCGGUAACAUUGUCUUCAAGAAGGAAAGGAACACAGACCAGGCCUCCAUGCCUGAGAACACAGCUGCCCAGAAGCUGUGUCACCUGCUAGGACUGAAUGUCAUGGAGUUCACCCGCGCUAUUCUGUCCCCGCGUAUCAAGGUCGGACGAGACUACGUACAGAAAGCACAGACGAAAGAGCAGGCUGACUUCGCAGUGGAGGCUCUAGCGAAGGCCACCUAUGAGCGCCUGUUCCGCUGGCUGGUUCACCGCAUCAACAAAGCCCUGGACAGGACCAAGCGGCAGGGAGCCUCCUUCAUCGGCAUCCUGGAUAUCGCCGGCUUUGAGAUCUUCGAGCUCAACUCAUUCGAGCAGCUCUGCAUCAACUACACCAAUGAGAAGCUGCAGCAGCUCUUCAACCACACCAUGUUCAUCCUGGAGCAGGAGGAGUACCAGCGAGAGGGCAUCGAGUGGAACUUCAUCGACUUUGGGCUGGACCUGCAGCCCUGCAUCGACCUGAUUGAGAGACCGGCACACCCUCCUGGGGUGCUGGCACUGCUGGAUGAGGAGUGCUGGUUCCCCAAAGCCACCGAUAAAACCUUUGUAGAGAAGCUGGUCCAGGAGCAGGGCACUCACCCCAAAUUCCAGAAACCUAGACAGCUGAAAGACAAGGCGGACUUCUGCAUCAUGCACUACGCUGGCAGGGUGGAUUACAAAGCCGAUGAAUGGCUGUUGAAGAACAUGGAUCCCCUCAAUGACAAUGUAGCCACACUGCUGCACCAGUCCUCGGACAAGUUUGUUGCAGAACUGUGGAAGGAUGUGGACCGCAUUGUCGGUUUGGACCAGGUGGCGGGCAUGAACGAGACAGCUUUCGGCUCUUCCUACAAGACCAAGAAGGGGAUGUUCCGCACAGUGGGGCAGCUGUACAAGGAGUCUCUCACCAAGCUCAUGGCUACACUCCGCAACACCAACCCCAACUUCGUCAGGUGCAUCAUUCCUAACCACGAGAAGAGGGCUGGAAAGCUGGACCCUCACCUUGUACUCGACCAGCUGCGUUGUAACGGGGUGUUAGAAGGAAUCCGAAUCUGUCGCCAAGGAUUCCCCAACAGGAUUGUCUUUCAGGAGUUCAGGCAGAGAUAUGAGAUUCUCACUCCUAACGCCAUUCCUAAAGGUUUCAUGGAUGGCAAGCAGGCCUGUGAGCGAAUGAUCCGCGCCCUGGAGCUGGACCUGAACCUGUUCCGGAUCGGACAGAGUAAGAUCUUCUUCCGGGCCGGGGUCCUGGCCCACUUGGAGGAGGAGCGGGACCUCAAGAUCACUGACAUCAUCAUCUACUUCCAGGCAGUCUGCAGGGGAUACCUGGCCAGGAAGGCCUUCGCUAAGAAGCAGCAGCAGCUCAGCGCUCUGAAAGUACUGCAGAGGAACUGUGCUGCUUACCUCAAACUGCGCCACUGGCAGUGGUGGAGACUGUUCACCAAGGUGAAGCCGCUGCUCCAGGUGACCCGCCAGGAAGAGGAGAUGCUGGCCAAGGAUGAGGAGCUGGUCAAGGUGAAGGAGAAGCAAAGCAAAGUAGAGGGCGAGAUGGUGGAGAUGGAGAGGAAACACCAACAGCUGCUGGAGGAGAAGAACAUCCUGGCGGAGCAGCUGCAGGCAGAGACGGAGCUGUUCGCAGAGGCAGAGGAGAUGCGGGCGCGCCUGGCAGCCAAGAAGCAAGAGCUGGAGGAGAUCCUGCAUGACCUGGAGUCCCGGGUGGAGGAGGAGGAGGAGCGCAACCAGGGUCUGCAGAACGAGAAGAAGAAGAUGCAGACUCACAUCCAAGACCUGGAGGAGCAGCUUGACGAGGAGGAAGCAGCCAGGCAGAAGCUGCAGCUGGAGAAAGUGACGGCCGAGGCCAAAAUCAAGAAGAUGGAGGAGGACGUUCUCCUGCUGGAGGACCAAAAUUCCAAGUUCAUAAAGGAGAAGAAGCUGCAGGAGGACCGCGUGGCUGAGAUUACCUCUCAUCUGGCAGAGGAGGAGGAGAAAGCCAAGAACCUGACCAAGCUGAAGAAUAAACAGGAGAUGAUGAUAAUAGAUUUGGAAGAGCGGCUGAAGAAGGAGGAGAAGACCAGGCAGGAGCUGGACAAGGCCAAGCGCAAGCUGGACGGGGAGACGACGGAUCUGCAGGACCAGAUCGCAGAGCUGCAGGCGCAGAUAGAGGAGCUGAAGCUGCAGCUGGCCAAGAAAGAAGAGGAGCUGCAGGCUGCCCUGGCCAGGGGCGAUGAGGAGGUGGCUUAUAAGAACAACACCCUGAAGCAGGUGCGGGAGCUGCAGGCCCAGAUUGCUGAGUUGCAGGAGGAUCUGGAGUCAGAGAAAGCCUCCCGCAACAAGGCAGAGAAGCUCAAGAGAGACCUGAGCGAGGAGCUGGAGGCACUCAAGACUGAGCUGGAGGACACCCUAGACACCACCGCAGCCCAGCAGGAGCUCAGAACCAAGCGAGAGCAGGAGGUGACCGAGCUGAAGAAGGCCAUUGAGGAAGAGACCAGGAACCACGAAUCUCAGAUUCAGGAGAUGAGGCAGAGACACGCCGCGGCCCUGGAGGAUGUCUCUGAGCAGCUGGAGCAGGCUAAGAGGUUCAAGGCGAACCUGGAGAAGAUCAAGCAGAGCCUGGAGAGCGAUAACAAGGAGAUGUCGGUGGAGGUGAAGGGGCUGCAGCAGGCCAAGGCAGAGUCUGAGCACAAGAGGAAGAAGCUGGAGGGGCAGGUGCAGGAGUUCACAGCCAGGAUCACCGAGGGGGAGAGAGCCAGGAACGAGCUGGCUGAGAAGACUCACAAGCUGCAGAGUGAGCUGGACAACGUCUCCGCCUUACUGGAGGAGGCAGAGAGGAAGGGCAUUAAAUUGGCAAAGGACUCUGCCAGUAUGGAGUCCCAGCUCCAGGAUACACAGGAGCUGCUGCAGGAGGAGACCCGUCAGAAACUGAACCUGAGCAGCCGCGUCCGUCAGCUGGAGGAGGAGAAGAACAGCCUGCAGGAGCAGCAGGAAGAGGAGGAGGAGGCACGCAGGAACCUGGAGAAGCAGCUUGCAUGCCUGCAGGCUCAGCUGACAGAGACCAAGAAGAAAUUGGAGGAGGACGGGGGUGCCAUGGAGGGUCUGGAGGAGGUGAAGAAGAAGCUGCAGAAGGACAUGGAGAGCGUCAACCAGAGGCUGGAGGAGAAGAGCAUGGCCUUCGACAAGAUGGAGAAGACCAAGAACCGGCUGCAGCAGGAGCUGGAAGACCUCAUGGUGGACCUGGACCACCAGCGCCAGAUCGUCUCCAACCUGGAGAAGAAGCAAAAGAAGUUCGACCAGAUGCUGGCGGAGGAGAAGAACAUCUCUGCUCGCUACGCUGAUGAGCGGGACCGUGCAGAGGCCGAGGCCAGGGAGAAGGAGACCAAGGCUCUGGCUCUGACCCGCGCCCUGGACGAGGCUCUGGAGGCCAAGGAGGAGUUCGAGAGGCUCAACAAGCAGCUCCGCACGGAGAUGGAGGACCUCAUGAGCUCCAAGGAUGAUGUUGGGAAGAGCGUCCACGAGCUGGAGAAGUCCAAGCGCACUUUGGACCAGCAGGUGGAGGAGAUGCGCACACAGCUGGAGGAGUUGGAGGAUGAGCUUCAGGCCACGGAGGACGCCAAGCUGAGACUGGAGGUCAACAUGCAGGCCAUGAAGGCUCAGUUCGAGAGGGACCUGCAGGCACGCGAUGAGCAGAACGAGGAAAAGAGGAGGAUGCUGGUCAAGCAGGUGCGAGAGAUGGAGGUUGAGCUGGAGGACGAGCGCAAGCAGAGAGCCCUGGCCGUGGCAGCCAAGAAGAAGCUGGAGAUGGACCUGAAGGACCUGGAGGCUCAGAUCGAGGCGUCCAACAAGGCUCGCGACGAAGCCAUCAAGCAGCUGCGCAAACUGCAGGCACAGAUGAAGGAUUAUCAGCGAGAGCUGGAGGAGGCACGUUCAUCGAGAGACGAGAUCUUCGCUCAGUCCAAGGAGAACGAGAAGAAACUGAAGAGCUUGGAGGCGGAAAUCCUCCAACUGCAAGAGGACCUGGCUGCCUCCGAGAGAGGGCGGCGUCAUGCUGAGCAGGAGAGAGACGAGCUGGCUGACGAGAUCUCCAACAGCGCCUCUGGAAAGUCAGCUCUGUUGGAUGAGAAGAGGAGGCUAGAGGCUCGCAUUGCCCAGCUUGAGGAGGAGCUGGAAGAGGAGCAGAGCAACAUGGAGCUGCUCAACGACCGCUUCCGCAAGACCACCAUACAGUUGGACUCCCUGAACACAGAGCUGGCAGGCGAGCGCAGCGCUGCUCAGAAGAGUGAAAACGCGCGACAGCAGCUGGAGCGGCAGAACAAGGAGCUGAAGGCCAAGCUGCAGGAGCUGGAGGGCUCGGUCAAGUCCAAGUUCAAGGCCACCAUCGCUGCCCUGGAGACCAAGAUCGCACAGCUGGAGGAGCAGCUAGAGCAGGAGGCCAAGGAGAGAGCUGCAGCCAACAAGCUGGUGCGUCGCACAGAGAAGAAACUGAAGGAGGUGUUCAUGCAGGUGGAGGAUGAGCGUCGACACGCUGACCAGUACAAGGAACAGAUGGAGAAGGCGAACUCGCGAAUGAAACAGCUGAAGAGGCAGCUGGAGGAGGCAGAGGAGGAGGCGACGAGGGCCAACGCCUCCCGACGCAAACUGCAGCGUGAGCUGGACGACGCGACCGAGGCGAGCGAGGGGCUGAGCCGCGAGGUCAACACUCUCAAGAACCGCCUCAGGCGGGGCGGACCCAUCACCUUCUCCACCAGCCGCUCCGGCCGGCGGCAGCUCCAGAUCGAGGGCACCUCCCUGGAUCUCUCAGACGACGACGCAGACAGCAAAGCCAGCGAGCUGAACGAGAUACAGGCCGCCCAGGCAGAAUAGAGCCCGAACCCCAAGCCAGUCUGCAUGCAAGCACCCUGCAGUCCUCCCUUGACUCCACAUGAGGGACAUUCAACAGAUACAGCCUGUCCACCAAACUGCCUUGCGCUCAAUGAGUCUGCCUUAUUAUAUACUGGCAAACUGCAAGGCUACUGAAAUCAGUGACCUGUUGCGUCUUAACUUUCUGUAGCCUUGGCGUACUGUACUCUUGCUUAAAAAUAUAGGUACAAGAAAGUGCAUAUAUAUAUAUAUAUAUAUAUAUAUAUAUAUAUAUAUAUAUAUAUAUAUACACACACACAUACAUACAUACAUACAUACAUACAUACAUACAUGACAGAUACACACACAAAAGGGUUACGUAGAGUACAUGUAGGGGGGGAAUCCAGUGCAAGGCCAUUUUCUAUUGCAUUAACACUAAAGAAAUAUGCACUCUUGUUAGAAGUUAUUCCAGUGAAUUCUUAGUAAAGGCUGGAUCCCUGUCCAUUGUUAUGCAUGCCACUUUUUUUUUUUUUUUUUAUUAGUUUGCUUCUUUUCAAAAAUAAAAUGGAAAAGAUGAUGAUUUUGUAGUCAUUGGCACUUGGACCUGUACUGAGUCUGAAACCAUUUCUUAAUUCUGUAAGAAAAUGUAACGGCAUAAACUAGAGGCACAGUAUGCAUUCUUGCUGACUUGUGGAUUGACUCAUGAAGCAGCAACAGCAUUUGUAAGUUACUCAGUUUCUAAUAGAGAAAAAUUGGUGCGUUUUUAAGGUAGCAGUGUUUCUCUAGCAUUUAUCUGGCAGACAGUAAUUUAAGCUGUAACAAUAGCAGUGUUUAAGUGAUAAUGAAAACCGGUGAUAUAUGGAAGCAGCUUUUUACCACUGGUUACAUGCUGCUGUCUAUAUUUAAAGAGAACCUGCACACAGCUCUAGUACUGUCUGUAUGCAAGCUGCUUGCUGUGGCGUUCUAAUGCAUUUCAGACCGGUCUGCUCUUGUAGAAACAAUGUCAGUCCAGCACAAAGUAACUCUGUUUCACUAAGUUUUUAUGGCACACAGUACACAAAUGAAUUAAGCACUUCUUAGUUUCUCCUUACCUUAACUGAAGUUUGAAUGCCUCUCACCCUCCCAUUUUUUAUUUUUUUUUUUAAACAUUUGUUCAUUCCUUGAUGUACUACUCUUAAGACUACAGCGCUACAUCAUCUCCACAAAUUAAGAUGCUUAUACUUUUGUAAUUCAAAAGUUCCCUUCCAUAAUUCCAGUUCUAUGGUAUGUCUUUUCACUACAGUGAAGGAAAUGCACUAGUGUUACAUUGCAAGUACCUUUGAAUGCCAAGUUUUGAACACCUAGGGAGAAGGUUGUUUUAAAGUUAAAUAUGGAUCCAUGACAAGCCCAACAGUGUGAGUACUGCAUAUCUACAGUGUUAACGAGCCAGCACCUGCAUAUCUAUCCACUUUUUAAAAUAAAAGCAAGGUUUCAAGCACUAUUCUAAUGUUAGCAUAUAAUUAAGCCAAUGUUUCUUUAAGAAGUGCCUGAGACACUACUAAGAAAGCAUUACUAGUGAGAAUCUUUAUAUACAAGUAUACAUAUAUAUAUCUAACAUUGCGACAAAUAAAAAUGUAACAAGUUUAAACCUGUUUUAAUUGUAUUACUUUUAGCUGUGCUUCAUAUCAUAUACAGUAUGUACCUCUCCAGUUCAAGCAGUAUUAUAGGUAUUAAGUGAAUAUGAAUCGGUGUUAACAAUGAAAAGUUGAGCCUUCUGCCACAUGCAGGAAGUGUUGUGAUUUCAUUUCUUUAAAAGCAUUAACAUCUAUGACGUACAGUUGUUAAAUUGUUGAACUGGCUGUUGACAACCAGGCAUUCGGCUGCAGAUAUCUCCUUUUAUUACUUGUAUACCUGCAUUUCUAGACGACAAUGAUUUUUUUUUUUGUAAAAGACAAUAAACAUUCAUUAUAAAAAAAAAAAAA
Messenger RNA from Polyodon spathula (Mississippi paddlefish), 8075 nucleotides. Its product is annotated as myosin-10-like. NCBI's taxonomy places the organism in Eukaryota, Metazoa, Chordata, Actinopteri, Acipenseriformes, Polyodontidae. The record is from RefSeq and is a predicted model, not a curated record. The transcript has 43 exons. Gene Ontology annotation, cellular component: myosin complex. Bases 160 to 6138 code for a protein of 1992 amino acids. Gene Ontology annotation, molecular function: ATP binding; cytoskeletal motor activity; actin filament binding.